Molecule: messenger RNA, 1842 nt
Organism: Symbiodinium sp. CCMP2592
Lineage: Eukaryota; Dinophyceae; Suessiales; Symbiodiniaceae
Source: the annotation of a GenBank genome assembly
AUGUUUGCAACCGACCUCUCCGUUACUGAAGAUAUCCAUGUACUGCUGCUUCAAAGCUCCCAUGAGCUGACGGCCACCACUGUGUACAAGGAGCUGGCCCAGCCCAUCCACCCGAGCUACGUCUUCCAACGCUUUACUCAAGUUGCUGCCGUGACCGCAGCCGUGACGAUUGCUUUGUUGCUCCUCUACGAUCUGCUGUUUGGUCUGAGGGUGAAGUACCCCAAGCGAAGCCCACGAAAGCUGUCCGACACGGAGCUGGCUUUGCUGACGGGCGCUUUCGCUGCGGAGUGGUUUCUGAGCGACCAGUUCCUGCCAAGCAUUCCAGACAUCGCGGCGGAGUUCCAGGUGGAAGAAGCCAGCAUCGGCGUCACGCUGCAGAUGCACCAGGCUGCUAGUGGCAUUUCUUGCUUGUUCGUUUCGCCCCUGUCCGACCGAAUCGGGCGAAGACCUGUGCUCCUUGCUGGGAUGAGUCUCCUGGUCGUGAGCACCCUCUGUGCCGGCAGCGCGGUCAGCUACCAUUGGUUUGUCUUGGGCCGCAUUCUGCAAGGUGUCGCGCAGUCCACUGCAACUGCUUCACUCGCGCUGCUCCGCGACUGCUACGAGGACGAGACUGAACGAAUGGCGAAACUCUCCGUCUUCGCCGUGGUGGGGCUUUUCGCCCCCACACUGGCACCCAGCGUGGGAGCACUCCUGGCCGCCUGGAUGGGCUGGAGGUUCUCGUUCCUGGCGAGCGUUCCUCUGCUAGUUGUCAUCCUGGGCGGGCUUGUUUUGCGGCUGGAGGAGACGGUGCCGGAGAACGCUGGCGAAUCGAUCUUCCUGGCGGCGAAGCGGACUCUGUGCCACCUUCGCCGCUUCCUGAUGAUUGUAACACAAACUGUUCUGGUCUCCAUGGUCACAAUCAUUGGUGCCCGACAUGCUGUGAACCUGGAGGAACAGUAUGGCUUGCCCCUCACGCAAUCAGCCUUGGUGAUCUCGUUCUUUUCAGCGCCCUCGAUAUUUGCGGCGAUCUUGGUGACAUGGCUGGAAUGGACGCCACGCCGUAUAUAUUUCACCAUGGCCCCGCUUCUGCUGCUGACCGCCAUCGUGAAGAUCGUGGUGGGCGUGUUCUUUGUAAAGAGCUUGUUGUGCUACAUCGGUGCCUACCUGUUUUUCUCUUUGAUGCCCAUAGCCGUCGUCAUUGCCAUCAGCACCGAGUUUCCCCAGGAGAUGCCGGACAUCGCUGGGGCGGCGAGCGCCUUCUUCAACGCUGGGCCCCUCAUCAUGGCCUCCAUGCUCUCGCUGCCCGGCCUGGCCCUGGCCAAGGACCACGGAGCCUCCGGCCUGAUGAUCGCUGGCGCCGUCUACCUGAUACUUCUGGCGCUUGGGACGCUUCUGCUCGGCUAUACGCUUGGUGAACCUGCGGAGGUGAAGGGAGAUCCGACGCUGUGCAAUGGUGAUCCAAAGAGUGAAGAGCCGACACCCAAUGAGGUAAAGCUCGAAAACGGCGGUGCGGUGGCCAGCGCGUGCAUCACAGACCCGUUGCACGUCGAGGGCGGGAGCACUGUGGUCCUGGAGCUGCGGGAGCGAGAUGCUUGGACCCUCCGCGACAGCUUGCAGCAGGCGAGCUUUUUGCGGCUGCCAGUGCUCUUCACGCGGAAGAUGCUGCGGAAUGCGAGCACUGGGAAGGUCCAGCGGAGCCUUCUGCAGGAGGAGAGGAAGGCAGAGUUGGAGCUGGAGUUGCAAGCUCAAGCAGCAACUCAUCGGGCACAGGAAUCGCAGGCCGGAUAUGCAUUCAGAGCUCUUUGGCAUACUCGGGCGCAGAUUUGCGCAAUUAUCACAAACAUGUCACAUGUGUGUGUGUAG